CCCUGCAUUCCUCCUCUUCUUCUCACAGUUCACCAACAGAUCUCUCUGCUGCCCCUCCAAACCAACAUUGUCCACUGUUCAUAUAAAGAAAUUCUGGGCUUCGCUUGAGGGUCUUCGCUGCUGCCGCUCGCUCUCUCUAGUUUCUUCUUUUUCGGUAUUCAAAGGAGGAGACUUUGGAUGGGUUCGUUGAAAAUGCACAGUUUUGGUAUCCGAUUCUGUUUUUGGUUCAAUCGGAUUUGUCAUUGAAAACACACCCAGAUUCAACGUUCGGUUCUUUUUUUAUCCUCUGACCAAAACUUGAUCUGGGUUUUGAAUUUUCCCUGCCUUUUUUCCAAUUGGGGGGUUUUUUAUGUCCAUUUGAUUGGAAUCUUCUUUUUUGCUUUGACGACCCAUCUCAAAUUCUCCUCGACUGUUUCUGUAUUUAGAAUCAUCAAGCUUUGUGUAAGAGAGCGAGCAGGUGCGUAAAAUCCUUUUUUUUUUGUUCAAUGGCUGAAUCAAAGAACAGUGGCAAGUCCAAGAAGGGUUUCCAUGAAACCCAAAUGAUGAAUUUGGAUAUUGACAAACUUGAUCUUCGGUUGGAGAGUCAGCAAUGGAAGCCAGUUUUUGAUGAAGCUUCCGGGUCACAGAGACCUCUAAAGAAGAUUUGUAGCCCUAAAGGCCAAGGCCUAAUUCAACCCUCUGUUUCUUCCUCUGCUUCAGCUAGUUCAGUGUCUUCUUCUUUGACUCCUUCACGGCUUGCAUUUCCUUUCGCUAUUGAAGGGUCACAGCAACAACCACCUCUUCAGUUUCCUCAACAACAACAGCUCAUGGGGUAUCCGCCACUUCAUUUGACACCAACUCAGCAACAACAGAUGAUUUCUUUUGAUCCAAAUCAACAACAACAGCAGCAGCAGCAGCUCGGCGGGUAUUCGCCAUUUUUCGCUGGUGAUCCGAUGUCCCUUCACCAACAGCAGCAUCAGCAACAAUUGGUUCAGUAUUGGAGUGAUGCACUGAAUUUGAGUCCAAGAGGUAGAAUGAUAAUGAUGAACAGGUUGGGGCAAGAUGGGAGGCCAUGGUUUAGGCCACCGGUGCAGCCUCUAAACACAACCAAGCUUUACAGGGGAGUGAGACAGAGGCAUUGGGGAAAAUGGGUUGCUGAGAUUCGUCUUCCUCGCAAUCGGACUCGCCUUUGGUUAGGCACAUUUGAUAGAGCUGAAGAUGCUGCCUUAGCCUACGAUCGCGAGGCUUUCAGGUUGAGAGGAGAGAACGCUAAGCUCAAUUUCCCUGAACGUUUCCUUAAUAAAGAUAAAGCACCAUCCACUGCUCCAAGUUCAACAGUGUCCUCUCCACCAACUCCACAUCAAAGCAGCAAUCCUGAACUGCCCCAACAAGCACAAGAAGUCCUGCAAUUGGAGUCUAUUAAGACAGAAACAAUGCCACCACCGUAUCAGCCUUGGCUGGAUAAUCCCGAGAACGAUUCAGGAUUAGGGUCAAGCGAGGCUACUGCGAACGAUGAUGUUCACGAAGUUGCAGAGGGUUCUGGUGCAGGGGUAGGUGCUUCAGGGUAUCAAGAGAUGAUGUGGGGAGAAAUGGCAGAGGCAUGGUAUAAUGCAAUUCCAGCAGGUUGGGGUCCAGGUAGUCCUGUUUGGGAUGAUUUGGACACCACUAACAAUCUUUUAUUGCAAUCACAUCUUCCAUUUGUCAAUCCAAAUCAAGAGGAGAUUAAUUUUCCUGAUCUCCAGAGGCAGCAUGACAACAUGGGCUCAACUUCUUCUUCUUCUUCUUCUUCAUCUUCUAUCUGUCCCAUGAAGCCUUCCUUCUGGAAGGAUCAAGAUUGAUUUUCUCCACAUAUUAUCACAUUUGCAAGUGGUAAGAUUUCCUUUUCCAGGUUUCAGGUUCUUCAGGCAACCCAAUCAGUCCUACCUUUUAUCACUCACUGGUAGCAGAUUUUUCACUGGACAACCUGUGAUUCGUUUGAAGCUUCACUCCACCUGCUGCAAAGAAGGCUGCAUAUUUCAGGCCUUGAAGCAGUUACAAGCUAGCUCAUAGUUUACACAGUAGAGUGUCUGUUAUAUCUUCAGUUGCAUUAGAUCUUGUUUGUCUGUUUUCCUAGUAUAUGUUAGAGAUGUAGUGCUAGGACCAGCAUAGAGUGAGACAGUUUUGUGUUCUCUCUCUUCAUUGGUCUGUCCAUCACUAGCUUUGUUUUUUUUAGCUUGGAGGAUGGAAUCAAGUUGUAGGUUUUGUGUUAUCUAUCUUUGUAACUUUCUAUUUAUGCUGAUGUUCAUUUCACCUCAUUUAUGAACUUUGCCCUAGAUGGAAUGUAUGCAUUGCAUUCUGUGCUUAAGUGCUGUUUUGCUUGAGAAACUAAAAGUCCGUUUGGUUUGGUUUGGUU
This is a messenger RNA of Tripterygium wilfordii, 2371 nucleotides long. RefSeq names its product ethylene-responsive transcription factor ERF054-like. Gene Ontology annotation, molecular function: DNA binding; DNA-binding transcription factor activity. The transcript has a single exon. The record is from RefSeq and is a predicted model, not a curated record. The coding region runs from base 486 to 1817 and encodes 443 amino acids. Gene Ontology annotation, biological process: regulation of DNA-templated transcription. Lineage: Eukaryota; Viridiplantae; Streptophyta; Magnoliopsida; Celastrales; Celastraceae.